AUGAUAUUAAAUAGUUUGAAACUUGGAGAUCCAUCAUUGUCAAACGAUACAAAAUGUACUAAUGUUAUAUUCACACCAGUUGAAUCCUUAAACCGUCAGAAAAGACAAGUAAAUGCGACUUUAGAUCAAAAUACAGAACAAGGUAUUCAAGGAACAGCAAAUAUAGAAAUUCCAACUUCUCAAGCAAAAGAAUUAACUACAGAAACAUUUACAAAUAUUAUUAAUUCUGGUAUUGAGAAAUCAGACGACAAUCUGGAAUGA
Schistosoma spindalis is the source of this 261-nucleotide messenger RNA. The record is from the annotation of a GenBank genome assembly. NCBI's taxonomy places the organism in Eukaryota, Metazoa, Platyhelminthes, Trematoda, Strigeidida, Schistosomatidae.